AUGGCCUUCUUAAACCAUACUAAUAACUUGUGCUUUGUCACCCUUCCUUCCCCCUCUUCCUCUGCUGAGCUAGACAAAUUGCAGUCCAAGUUGGACGCUUUGGAGAAAGUGAAGAAGCUUUGUGAAUUUUUGACUAAUCUUAAUAAUCAACAAAAUGAGCCUAAAAAGCUCUUAGAUAACCUCUGCACUGGCCUUCAGACUUUCCUCGGCUUCAACUCUGAGUCAAAAGGCUACAACGGCUCUGGUAUUGUCUACUCUGACUUGGACAGGCUGUGUGAUGCAGUGAUGGGAUUUUUGAGUGGUGUGCUUGGCGCGGUGAAAGAUGAUGAAGCAGUUAAAACGUACGAUAAUUACAUGACUAAAAAGCUUAAAGAUGUACUAGACACAUUAACUUCUUCAAUUGGCACCGGGCGUAAUGGGCUUGCGGCGUCUGUCCGCGCGGUGAAGGAGUGGUUGGAGGGGUAUGAUACUCAAAUUACUAAUAAAACAAAUGCAGUAACAAACGCUUUAACAACGUUAAGCAACAACCUAAAUGACGGUUAUGCUAAUAUUGUUGAAUCAAAAAAAGUCGAUAGCCUUGAAAAACAGUUAGAGUCAUGGAACUCCACGGUGUCAGACGUCGCUCGUGAAAUUGAGGUGAUUGAAGAAGAAAAAAUCAGUGAGUUGGAUAACGCGUUGAAAAAUGCAGUUAUGAAUAAAAUUGAACCGAUUAAAAAGUCCGUUGCAAUGCUGGCAAAUUCCGCCAAGCAAGAUGAAUUUGUGCAGCAGGCGUCGAAGGUGGAGAGUGAGUUGGUGAAGCAGAGAGACAUAAUUACAGACACAGUUGAAGACAUGGUACAAAAUAUUCGAGAGAGUGUACAGUCGUUGGAGACAUGUAAAGAUCAACAAAUUUGGCUUGUGAAAAAGACUAUAGAGAGGGCUGACGCUUUUUUAGAUAGAUCAUUAUACACGGAGUAUAUAUACAAAAUUUUGGCGUCUUUCAAUCAGAUAGAGUGUGAAGUUAAGAAUGUAUAUAAAAGCUUGAAUGCUAAUAAAGGGGUGCUUGAAAAUCUGGUUAAUAAAGCUAGAGAGCACUUUCGGUCGAUUAGAAGUGGAAUUCAGCAUGGUGCUGGCAGUGAAGGUAAUAUAGAGCAUCAAUGGGAUGGCUUUAAAGUCCACCUUGCAAAAUUUGUCAACGGUCUGUAUAAGCAAGAACUUGAGAUCGAUCAAGACGAUAUUGAUGUUACGAAUGGCCUCAUCAAUGAAAUUGAGAGUGGAGUCAUGAAUUAUGGUGGCAACUUUGCGAAAAGGUUUGAUGUGGCUAUAGGAAAUGUAGUUCGUAGCAUCGUAAGCGAAAAGGAAGGUGCUGUGGAAAAGUACAUUGAACAGUACGUACGGCGAAACAACAAAUAUUUCAAAGCCGAUGUGAAGGCCAAACUUGAAGGCACGGGAAAUACACAGAUCGCAGCGUUCGUGGCGAGCCAUCUUAGUCCCAUAAUUGAGAAGCAACUUCAAUUGCACAUUUCGCAAAAGAUCAAGCAGUUUGAAAUAGUCACUGACGACAGCGUCGACACCGUUGUAGGAAAUAUCCAGACAUAUCUUACCACAUACGCAGAGGCGGUUGAUCCAAUUAAGGUUAACACAAUUGUGGAAAUGAUCGAGGAGCACUUAGAAAUCGUUGCAUCCGCUAUGAAGACACAAGGUUAUGACAACCAAUAUAUGACCAAAAUAAUGAAAACCGUUCUCACAGCUGUCCACGCCAUAACUCUACGCGUAAAAGAGGAACUUAACUCGUUCAACACCGACAGUGAUAACAUUAAUUACAAAUUCGGCAAGAAUAUAGAUGAAUCUAUUAAAUCGUUUACACAAUUUGAUAAGUUGUUUAAGCUCACGCAGCAACAGGUGUCUGAAAAAUUUGAAGAUGUGAAAGGAAAAAUUGGCCAACUCGACACGUUUUUGAAUAAGAGUGAAGGCAAAAUUACCAGGAAGCUCGCACAUAUUGAAGGUGAUAUUAUAAGGCUUGAAAAACUUCAAAACGACAAAAAUGAUAUUCGCAACAGAGAAAGUGAUGUGGUCAUAGACAGGAAAGGAGAGGAGGCCGAUAGGCUUAUGAAAGAGUUGAAAAUAGACCUCAAGCACAAACUCAACGAAAUUACUGUAGCUGUAAGCAAUGCGGGUUACGCAUUAGACACCGCCAUUCAAUCACUCCUAACCACCCUCAACAAAUCUAAAGAUCUAUGUUUACAAUCCGUCACCUCCGCCUUCACCACCCUCACCUCCGAGGUCCGCGCCCUCUUCGCCGAAGGCCACAAAGCCGACCUGGCGGCGCUCAAGACGCUCGUCGACGGGCAGAAGGCGGAGAUUGAGAAGAUCAUUGGGGAGGAUAAAGCGAAUAAUAUUAAGGGUCUGCUGCAGAAAAUAUACGGUGGAUUAUUGUAUGAUCGUGCGGGUCAAAACACAAAUAACACUCUUGAAGAUAUGAUGGAAACCUCCAAGGAGUCGGCUGCCCAAAGUCGUGAGCAGUCCAAAUUCCUAUCACAUCUGUCAACACAAUUCAAAUCGUACUCUGAUGCCGUGCUAGAUUACAUUAGAUCGCAGGUGAAGUCCUCUGAUUCCGCAAGUGAUCAGUCCAACCAAGUCGGUGGGCUCAAGAACGCAUUGGACGCCCUGCUUGUUCACCUUAACGAUACCGACACUCCUUAUACAAUUAAUCCGCUGAACAAACGUAUUCACCUAUUUGAUCAUAAAUAUGACGAAUUGUUAGCAAUACUUCGAACAUCUUUGGACACCUUCACCUCCCCCUCCCCCCUCCUCGCCCCCCUCAAGGCCGGCCUCUCCAACUUCGCGCAGCAACUCGGCCUCGCGUACGUGAACAGGUAUAGUGGUCAAACAUUCAAACAGUUAACUAAGCCUGUUGAACCUUCAAAAACAGCCGCUGCACCCGAAAAACCUUCCAUCCCUGAUUACGAUUUAACCCCUGAGGGCCGGAACUGCGCCAAGGUCUGCCUGACGAUGGUGGAGAUACUGGUUAACGAUUUCUAUGAGCUAAUGAAAGAGUGCCAAAAAUCGUGGAAAAACAAACAAAUUAAUACGUAUGAAAACAACUUAUUUGGCAAAUGGUUAGAGGAACAAGGCUACGAAGUGAAUUACAAGAAAGGCAAGCAGACCGGUGUAUUGCACGACACGAUUGGAAUGAAGGGAUUGAAAAUUUAUGAUGAGCUUCUCAACAUGAACAUUGGAUCUUCUAAAAGAAUAAAUUUACAGGCUCCGUGGGUGAUGGAAAUUCGUAAGCAAAAAGAAGCCGACAAUAAAAAUCCUCAUCAGAUAAACGUCGUCGACAUUCUUCAAUUCCUUUACGGACUAACCAAAACUUAUUACGAUGUAUGCCACCUGCGCCAUAUUGAGAGACCGAAAUCGCCGUCAUCAGUCUACCAAAUGCUGGUAUGGCUGACUGGACUUCCUCACAAUCGGAUGAACUCUACCGUAUCAGUUGGCGACAUCAGCGAACUGUUCCCCAAAUCGGAUGAUGAGGCAAACGGCGUAGGAGAUGGCACAAUCCCGGUGGUAGAUGAUGACGAAUCGUUACCGGCGUAUCCAGCUCCUGUUACCGCUGCGAAUCUACGAGAGGCACUUCGAAAUGUCUGCACCUAUGCGGAAACUGUACUUAUUUCCAUCCUUGGUCAUGGCCACGCGAACGGCGUUUACGCCGUUGACUUCAACACAAACCCCGACGGUUUCUCAUAUCCUACCGCGCCUGGAGCGUGCUUCGAUAUGCUUGUGGACAUAUCGAAGAGACUAUAUGACCAACUGUAUUUCUUAUUUAUUCAAUGCUCACGUACCUAUGAAACUAACAGUUGGCGAGACUGCUGGUACGGUCGGCACGUCGGUGGCUCAGACUGGAGGUGCAAUGAGAAGCAAUGCAUCAACCAAAUGGGCAACCAAAGUGCUGACCAAAAGGCCAACCAAUGCUGUGGCCAAACGUGUGAGCAACACCCUAAGUGCGGCCUUAAAUCUCCGUUACAGUCUUUCUUGGAAGACGGUUUGCCAGGAUUUUUGCCGCACCAGUUCAAGAACCCGGGUUGCAAGCUGGACUGCAGUACGGCCAAUCACCGUGGGUUGCCGUGCAAAACGCCCAUGGGUUUUUCAGAUAUAAGUAAUAUUGCAUCGCAUACUAAGCAAGGAGAAUACAUUAUGAACACCCUCUAUAGAUUCUGUGGCCAACCGGAUAGUCCACUUAAUCAGUUGUCUACAUAUUUGGCGUGCCUAUUAAGUGCUCCUCCAGCAACAUUAGGUGACAUGUUCGCUUUUUUCUACAAUUACCUAGACGGGUGGCACAAUCAACAGCUUAAAGAACGUGUGUCACACAGGGAGGAUGCCUUUGAUGGCGCAAUCACCAAGGCGUAUUUCGGAGUUAAAUACGAUGAUUUUGACCUAUCGUUGCUUUUUAAUGCUAAGCAUUCCGAUCACAACAAACAUCGUGACUUAAUAAGUCUCGUUUGCGGGGGUGACAACAAAUCAGUAACUAACUGCGGCCGCUAUCUGCAACCUAUCAACGCUAAUACAUGGACAGUGUUUUCUAAGGAGAACGCCGACAAGUAUCUGUCGUGGAUUAUCUACCUCACUGAGUCCUUCUAUAAGUUGCUUGAGCAGUUAUACAAGGAAUGUUGCGCAAACUGUACAUCUGCUGGAUCACGUUGCCACGGUAAAACCUGCGUCGCGGAUUGCAAAGUCAAAUCCCACUACGCAUCUCUGGCAUCUGCUGCCAAAAGCAAAACUCCUGCCCCCGCACCUACCGAACACCAACACAAUGAAUUAUGCAAACCUAUCUCUCACUGCCCGUUCACACGUCCUACCUUGUGUAAGUACGGUUUUGUUUUUAAAAGCCUAUCCAAUAUGAGCGGCGAGAAUGGAGAACUAACGAUGCGUACCUGCAAAGACCUAUGUAACGCAUUGCAGAAAGUUCUGAGUAAUAAAAUCAGUGACGGUGCACCACUCGCCAAAUUGGUACAUGAAGUAAUCCCCAAAUUCAUAUGGGCCAUUAGGCAAAAAUUCUUCUGGACCACCGUCGCCCUCUGGCUCCUGUCCCUCCUCUACCUCCUCCACAUCAUGGUCAUCCGCCUCGACCUGCUCCACAUCAAAUCUCACUUACACUCACCAUCGUCACAUCGCAUCGCCGCUCAAUCACUACUCGCCGCCGCACGUGUUAACAAGCUUAACAGGGUGUUUUACCUGCAACCGUAA
Messenger RNA from Babesia bigemina, 5220 nucleotides. RefSeq lists its product as hypothetical. The record is from RefSeq and is a predicted model, not a curated record. Bases 1 to 5220 code for a protein of 1739 amino acids. Lineage: Eukaryota; Apicomplexa; Aconoidasida; Piroplasmida; Babesiidae. The transcript has a single exon.